This is a messenger RNA of Mycena indigotica, 2193 nucleotides long. RefSeq names its product Pkinase-fungal domain-containing protein. Gene Ontology annotation, molecular function: ATP binding; protein kinase activity. The coding region runs from base 13 to 2193 and encodes 726 amino acids. Gene Ontology annotation, biological process: protein phosphorylation. NCBI's taxonomy places the organism in Eukaryota, Fungi, Basidiomycota, Agaricomycetes, Agaricales, Mycenaceae. The record is from RefSeq and is a predicted model, not a curated record. The transcript has 3 exons.
CAGUCGUCGAGGAUGCAAGCUCUGGAGGACUAUGAACGGCGAACGGCGGAUGAACGCCUGGAAUUCUUAGGCGCCUUGACAUCGCGACCUUUGCCGAGGAACAACAACUUGGACGUGUUCACCAUGCCACUCGCUGUUGACCAGUCCCAGCUUUUGAAACUCGACCCAGAUGAAAUCUAUCCACGCACGCUUCCGACUUUUGCGAGCACAGAAUUUCACGGCAGCAUGACCACCGAGCAGAUGAGCGCAGAGAGAAAACACAACGAAGAAUACUGUCGCAAACACUUCGAUAACCAUGUCACUUCAUCCAGUCUUACUGCUAUCCUGGAGAAACUGGGUGGGACUGCGUUUUCGACCAAAUUUAACGCUCUCAAGGGUAGUGCUUCGAGAACACUGCAAGAUCUGGGGCCUAAACGCGAAAAGCACCUGAGAGACAGCGUAUUGGGAGGGUUCAAGGCGGAAUCCCAGAACAAUCAGUGUGCGAAUUCUUCAGGAACACGACCACCUGAGAUAUACAUAAACAAUCGUUAUUGGUUAUCUGCUUUGGCUAGAAUUGCCCUUCCAGAGCCUUUACGGUCCCAGUCAGAAGUGAUGGAGUUCGUACCAGGCCCAGGGGACUACUUGCCACCGCAACGAGGCUACGAGAAACAGCGCAAAUACGAUGCAGCGCUUCGUCCUAGCGCCGCCGACUCCAUGACGAUCUUCAAUGUCCUCGUGAACAUUGAGUACACAUCAUUCGAUCCCCCGUCCUACACACACAACCCUCUGAUCGGCACUUCAGUUGAAAUAGGCAAAUAUCAACAGGCAAUCACGAAUGCCGUGGAUUUGUUGUCGAUGCAAGGCACUCGACUCUACAUCCCCACCCUGUCAUUCCAUGGCAAAGGCGAGAAAGCAAAGCUAUUUGUCUCCAUUCUGAACCAGGACCGUCUCGAGUUCACGGUCGUCGAGAACUGUCUUGGGACCAAUCUCCCCACUGUUUCUGCCAUUUUGGCUCUCUUUCAACAGGCGUCACUGUACGAACUCGGUUUCAAUCCGAUUUUUUCCUACAAGUUUACGAAAUCCGACUUCGGUUUCUUGAACGGCGAUGCCGUGCCCGGUGUUGCGCAUCUUCCUGACUGUGAUCCGAUUGAGCUAACGGGCAAAACUCUCUCUCCCCUGCGAAGCGUACCUUUCGGACGUUCAACACUUGUUCUGGAAGGAAAACAUAGAGUCUCCACCAAGAUUUGGGUUGUCAAGGUGACUUUCAUUCCGGAGCCUCGUGCAUGGAGGGAGAAAAUGGUUCUCGACGCUCUUUGUGCUACUAGUAUUCCCAAUUAUGUUCCAAACCUCGUCGGAUGGUUUGCAGCCGUUGGUUCGCGCAUUCCGUCCGAGUCAUCCGACGAGUCGCUGGCGCUAGGCACCCGGCGAAAACGUCGUGCAAAUCAAAUCUCUACUCUUUCACCUCUCGUACCUCGGCAUGUUGAGGCAAUGGCUUUCGAGUCGCCUUCCGAUACUCGCAAGCUCAAUGAUGUAUCUCUGUCGGUGACCGACCUAAUUAACGCUGCCGUCCAAAUCUUUUUGGCUCUAUUCGACGUAUUCAAUCGUGAAAUAAUCCACCGGGAUAUAUCCAUGGGCAAUAUACUGCUCACCGCCGAUGGAAUAUUGUUAAUCGACUGGGAGACUGGUCGCAGAUUCAAGUUGGAUUCACCACCACCAAGUGGGCCUGUUGGGGAGCGGAAAGUGACAGGAACACUUGAUACCAUGGCCUAUUACAUGCUCGACGGGAAGCAUAUGCCUCUUCCACACGAUGACCUGGAAUCGGCGGUUUACGUUCUUCUCAAAGCCUUGACCCAGACGUUCAAGAAUCCACUCGAAGAUCCUGAGUGGCAGCGAAAUUAUGCGAGGUUCAAAUGGGAUAAAGGCGAUAUCGGGAUUGAUGACUUGAAGCUUGUGCGGGACAAUUUGUGGAGUCAGAAAGGAAAGCGUGGCAUUAUUCAUGAUAUAAAACAAACAUUUCGAGAAGCAGAUGAACAUUGCGCAGUGCAGUUCAUUGAUGUCCUGCUCUCUAUGCCAUUGCCUCAAGAACGGUGGUCCUCUGAAACAAAACUAAGCGACCAUACUGGGCUGGAUGCAACCAACUAUGAUGCAGUUCACAAAUCACUCGACACAAUCAUCCAAGAUGUGGUCAAGAAAUUACGUGCACUUCUGGCCUGA